AGUUGCCACCCUGCAGCAAAGAUGACGCUUCAAGCGGCUGCAAUAAACGCGCCGCCGACUGCAGUUAAGGAUGACCGGGACACCCUUCCGUCGCCGUCGACCGCACAGCAUUCUCGAUUUUUGACACGAAGAGAGGCGCCUCCUGCUCCGAUUGGGAUUCCGGGACGCUUCAUCCUCUUCUUCCCUUAAUUUAUUAUCCCUCACUACUUCAACACAAAUGUCCACCGCCGCCAUCUCUUGGAUGUCGCCCAUGGCCGACAUUCCACAGCUCACAGCCUCGGACGACCCGGUCGAGAACUCCAAGCAGGUGCUCAAGGCGCUCAAAUGCGUGGCCUUCUCCAGUAAACAGGUGGGCGACGUGAUGCGUCGUCGUCGCGAGCGUCUGACCAAGCGUCUGCAGGCCGUGGCCGACGAGACGGAGCUGCUGCGCGCUCACAUUGUGGAGAACGUGCUCAACCAACGCCAGCGUCUGGAGCAACUGCGUGAACUGCAGGACGACCUGGAACAGGCGCAGACACUCGGCCAGCCGGAUCUGCUAAAGGAUCUGGCCGACGAGCUCAAGCUGCUGCGUCGCGAGGACCAACGCGAGAGUGUUCUGCUACGUAACCUCAAGCGCACAAUGCGCUCACGUGUGCGUGUCAAGCGGGCACUGCAGGAGCAGAAGACUGCUGCAGAUGAAGCCAUGUUGGUCUUCAACUGCAAGAACAGUCUCAUCCAGACCAUGGUGGCUACAUGCUCCAAGACCACGUUCUUGUCGGCGUCUGAACUGGGCUACGAGGAGGAAGGAUACGUCGAAGGCGAGCACGCAGACGACGAAGAGUACAGUGGCGCCAGUGAGAGCGACUACGACCUGAGCGACUUCGCUGAGGUCAACGAGGACAUUGACAUGGAUGUGGACUUUGCCGCUGGUGAACAGAGUGAGAGUGACUAUCCGAAACUACGCGUGGUCCAGUCGGACAGCGAACAUGACGGAGAAGACGAGAAGGAGACGAUCGCCGAGUCGAGUGUGAGUGCGUGGUCGUUCGAGAGCGACUCGCAGGCCAGUUCAACAGUGAAGAACAGUCGACGUCGGUCGGUGUCGUUCGGGCCGCUGCCACUGACUGAGGAGAACGUCACGAUGGCACAUCCGAUGACGCUGGAGGAACUGAGUGAAGACGAUGCUGAAGGAGUCGGAGACCGCCGUAAGUCCAUGUAAUUAUCGUUCAUAGACAACACUCAGGCUCGCUUCUGGAUGAAACUGGGGUUGCAGACGCUCAAAUUCCAGUGUCGAAGCAUCGAAAUUUGUAAAUAAUUAUAUAUUUCUCUUUGUGAGUGAUAUUGAUAUCUCGACAGAAGGCCGUCGACUAACAACUUCUACUAGAUCGUUUGAAAUUCCACACAAACGAUUGCAUACAGUAAGUAGGUCAACCAGAAGUCACCUAGCACACGUUAAUAUUCUUCUUCUGAAUCCUCCGUUACUUCGCAUGCUAGUAGUAGCUUGCAAACUCAAUCAACUCAUCCCACCAUUUAGCUGACC
Messenger RNA from Phytophthora nicotianae INRA-310, 1516 nucleotides. RefSeq lists its product as hypothetical. The record is from RefSeq and is a predicted model, not a curated record. The coding region runs from base 218 to 1195 and encodes 325 amino acids. NCBI's taxonomy places the organism in Eukaryota, Oomycota, Peronosporomycetes, Peronosporales, Peronosporaceae. The transcript has a single exon.